AUGUCCACGACCCCCAAGUCCGUCGGCGGCUUCACGCCCAUCUCGGUCGCCUACUCCUCCACAGCGACGCACGUCUUCUACGCCCGCGCACACUCCAACCCCAAGCCCGCCAAAAGCCCCGCGCAACAGGACUCGAAGGGGAAGGGCAAGGAGGCGGUGUACCCCGAGGGCCGCACGCUCUUCCUCGUGAACUUGCCCCCGGAUGCGACGGAGCGCGAGCUGACGCUGUUCUUCAAGGCCGCGGGGACGGUCGAGAGGAUCGCGUUUGAUGCGGAUGGGGAGGUUGCUGGCGGGGAAGACGACCUUGGUGAUUCGAGUGAUAGUGAAGAGGAGGAUGAGGAAGACGAGGCGGAAGCGGAGGCCGCAGACGAGCCCGCCGAGCGACCUCGAAAAAAGCGAAAGACAGGGAAGCAGGACUCCCCUCCCGAGGUCACACCGCUGCCCACACCCACCCUGCGCACGCUCCGCCGCACAGGCCGGUCCGCCCACCUCGUCUUCCUCGACGCCUCCUCCCUCUCUCGCGCCCUCUCCCCGCCCUCCUCCACAUCAAGCCCAGCCCCCAACUCGAAGUCCAGCCCAAAACCGCGCCCGUGGCCCACAGACGCCGCCGCCCCCCUCGGCCUCGCACACUACCUCGCCGCGCACACCGCCCUGCGCCCGCCGCUCGACGCCGUGCGCGCACACGCGGACACCGCCAUGGCGCGCUUUGAGUGGGCGCAGGCGCGCGCGCGGCGGGCGAGCAAGUACCGCAUGGGCGAGGCGGUCGUCGACGCAGACGGCUUCACGCUCGUCACGCGCGGGGGCGCGUACGGGAAGACGCUCGGCGGCGGGGUGGGCGUCGCGAGCAAGCGCUUCCAGGAGGAGGCUGCCGGCGGGAAGGCGGGGGCGGGGAAGAGGUAUAGGAAGAAGAAGACGGAGAAGACGGAGAAGGAGGGUUUCUAUGCGUUCCAGGUGCACGAGAAGAAGAGGAAAGAGCUCAUGGAUCUGAAGGCGAAGUGGCAGGAGGACAAGGCGAAGGUGGAGAAGCUGAAGCAUUCGCGGCGGUUCAAGCCGUAUUGA
This is a messenger RNA of Rhodofomes roseus, 1059 nucleotides long. Its product is annotated as ribosomal RNA-processing protein 7-domain-containing protein. The record is from RefSeq and is a predicted model, not a curated record. Gene Ontology annotation, molecular function: nucleic acid binding. Bases 1 to 1059 code for a protein of 352 amino acids. The transcript is spliced from 2 exons. Gene Ontology annotation, biological process: ribosomal small subunit assembly; rRNA processing. Gene Ontology annotation, cellular component: CURI complex; UTP-C complex. NCBI's taxonomy places the organism in Eukaryota, Fungi, Basidiomycota, Agaricomycetes, Polyporales, Fomitopsidaceae.